Messenger RNA from Oreochromis niloticus (Nile tilapia), 1889 nucleotides. It is a transcript of the gene mkks, whose product is annotated as MKKS centrosomal shuttling protein. The record is from RefSeq and is a predicted model, not a curated record. Gene Ontology annotation, cellular component: nucleus; kinociliary basal body; cytoplasm. Lineage: Eukaryota; Metazoa; Chordata; Actinopteri; Cichliformes; Cichlidae. The transcript has 4 exons. Gene Ontology annotation, molecular function: ATP binding. Gene Ontology annotation, biological process: protein folding; chaperone-mediated protein complex assembly; cilium assembly. The coding region runs from base 41 to 1789 and encodes 582 amino acids.
ACUAUUCUAUCAUUACUAACACUUAUUCCUGCCGAUUUCAAUGCCGUAUGUUGGUAUUGUCUACCUCAACAAUGUUAAAUCUGCUUCGGUCAUGUCUCGAGUCAGCAAGAAAUCUCCAUCUGUUUGCACUGAUAUGCCACUGGACAACACUGAUAUUUGCAGCAAGCUUCAGCUGCUGAAACAGAUACUAACGUCUUGUUUUGGUCCCACAGGUAGACUGAAACAAGUUCACAACAACAUUGGAGGACACGUCGUGACCACCUCUGCCUCCUCGGUUCUUCUUUCAUCCGUUUCCUCCUCGCAGUCUUUUAUCAAUCUCAUAAAAACCUCCAUCCUCAACCACGUCUCUCGCUUCAGCGACUGCGGUUUGUUUGCAGCCAUCUUAUGCCUUUCUCUUAUUGAACAAAUCAAAAAGUCUGCUCUCAGGGAAAGCGUGGCUAUCAGAGUGAACAACUACCUGCUCGCUCUGUGUACCAGCUACCUUCAACGAGAAGACUGUGGUUGUAGAGUGAAGCUCGACUUCUGCAGCACUCAGAACUUGAUCACGUUAGCUCGCAGUGUUAUCUCCAGCAAACCCGCAUGUGUACUAACAGAGCCCGAGACGCUUCACAUUAGCAAACUGGCUGUGCAAGCUUUUUUGCUCACCGUUCCCUGCAGCAGUCCAGGUAUAGUCAGUUUUGGCAGAAUAGUGACUGUUCCUGUAGAAGGCCAUUCUGUGCUAAGCUCUGAAGUGCUUCCAGGUUUACUGGUGGAGAUGCCUGAUGGCCUGAGCGAGGAAGACAAUCUUUUAAAUCCCCUCAGUGUUGUGCUUUUCAGUGCAUCUCUUGCUGGGGACAUUUCUGAACUAGGAGAUGGAGUAAUUGAGGCCCACUCGGAUGUAGACACAGACUCACAGAUCCUGGGUCAACUUCUGGAGCUUGGCAGACAGGUGAUUAAUGAUGAAGUGAAGCUCUUCGUGUGCCAGAAGGUCAUCCACCCAGUUUUGCAGCAAUACCUGAGGAGUCAUGGUGUCAUAGUGGUAGAGAGACUGGGAAUUGCUCUUAUGGAACCACUCACUCAGCUGACAGGGGCUCAACCUGUGGCCACAUUACAUACCACAAUCCCACCCAAGACCUACGGAAAGGUGAGGGAUCUCUGUAUAAAGCACUUUGGAUCCAAGACAAUGCUGCAUUUACUCCCUCUUGGGGAGUCUGCGAUCUGCACAAUGAUCCUCUGCCACAGGAACCAGACCAUGUUAAAUGAGCUGAAGGUGGUGUGCCAGACGGCAGAACAUGUACUGAGGCUCACUCUAAGGGAACCAUUUGCCUUGGUUGGGGGUGGCUGUACUGAGACACACUUGGCUGCUUAUGUUAGACACAAGAGCAAGAGUGAGGUACCAGAGACUGCAUCAGUAUUAAUGUGCUCACAGACAGAGUACCUUCUUGGUGUGGAGCUUUUCUGCUGUGCUCUGGAGUCUGCAGCUGGAGCACUGGAGCAUGAUGGUGGCAGUUCUUUAAUUGAUCUGACUCACGCUCAUCGCUGGAUGCUCCCUGCAGAUGCCAUCAAAGAAACCAUGGAGGACAGUUUGGGCUUCUGUGGCUGCGGUCUGGUACAAAGUAGCCCAAGUAAGAAGUGGACUUAUCUAAACACUAAAUAUUCGGAUUUCUGUCCAUCGCCCGUGUUUAGAGACACUCGUGUGCAGCCACAUGUACUAGACUCCUUCACAGCUAAACUCAGCGCAUUGCAAGUUGCUAUAGAAACUGCUAAUCUUGCUCUGGAUGUUAAAUAUAUAAUUCAAGAUAUGAAUUAGCAGAACAAAUAUUUUGUGUAGUGUGGAAUUCUGGUUCGUGGGGUUUAAAAUAAGGACUGAAUGCUUCCUUUUUGGUUUCAAAUAAAAAAAACAAAGUUUA